Triticum urartu is the source of this 663-nucleotide messenger RNA. Lineage: Eukaryota; Viridiplantae; Streptophyta; Magnoliopsida; Poales; Poaceae. The record is from RefSeq and is a predicted model, not a curated record.
AUGACCACUCGUGCUACAACCGUCCCGGCCACCGUCCUCCCCACCACCGUCCCGGCCGCCGCGCCCGCGAGUGUCCUCCCCGCCGCCCCGGACGCCGCCGCCACCUCCAUCGCCUCCCCGGACCCGGCGGCCACGCGCGCCUUCCUGGGCCGCCUCUACAACUCGGCCAAGCGCUCCCUCUCGGGUGCCCGCCCCUGGCCCGAGCUCCUGGACCGUGCCGCGCUCUCGCGCCCGGACUCCCUCUUCGACGCCACCGCCCGCCUCCGCAAGAACCUCGCCUACUUCCGCGUCAACUACGCCACGCUCUCCCUCCUCGCGCACCCCUUCUCCCUCGUCGCCCUCCUCGCGUUCCUCGCCGCCUGGUGCUUCCUCUACCUCCUCCGCCCCACCGACGCCGCCCCGCUCAAUGCCUUCGGCCGCACCUUCUCCGACCCCACCGAUGCGGCGACCCCGCCGAAGGAGGCGGCGGCCUCCCCGCGGCCGGGGCGAAGCUGGAGAGGAUGCAGCCUCUGGAGUGGCCCCAGAGGGACGCUCUCUGCGGCGAGCUCGGGGCGGGCGACGCCGGGCACCGGGUCCGGCUCUGCGGCUGGGUCGCCCUCCGCCGCUUCCACGCUGGCCUCACCUUCCUCACCCUCCGCGACUCCUCCAGCAUGGUCCAGGUGA